Molecule: messenger RNA, 3752 nt
Organism: Danio rerio (zebrafish)
Lineage: Eukaryota; Metazoa; Chordata; Actinopteri; Cypriniformes; Danionidae
Source: RefSeq, a predicted model, not a curated record
UCCAGAUUGGGAGCAAUUGUGUAUGACUGGUGACUGUCCAGAUGCAUGAAUGACUUGCAGGCAAGGGAGAUGAAGAGGGGUGGUGACACUCAACCCAAAGUAGAUGCUAUUUCCUUUUCAGGCUCCUCUGACCCCUAGCUUGGGAGGGGAAAAAAAGUUUUCUCCCCCUUCCUUCUCACUCUCCCACUUUCUUUCCCUCUCUCUUACACAAUCUCAUUUUAGAGGGUGUCUGCAAACUACAUGCAGACUUUCUGCAUCAAGUGUCAAGCGAGUAAGAAGAAAGUUCGUUCCCUCUGGGCUCUCCGUUGGACUUGGAGGAUUCACGGCGCUCAGAUGGAGUGAAAAAUCGCAUGGAAGGACUUUGGAAAGUCUAUGGAUAUGGCACACACAGUCAAAACUCCACUCAGGAGGUCUUUUAGCGAGCAUGUGAAGGAUUCCACUAACAAGGCUUGGGAUACAUUCUGGAAGAGCGCACGUGAGAAGCGACUCUCAGAGAUUGAAGCAAAGGAAGCUUGCGAUUGGCUUCAUGCGGCUGGCUUUCCUCAGUAUGCACAGUUAUUUACUGAUUGCUGUUUCCCUAUUGACAUAGAUUGGGUAAAGAGUGAUUACGAUUUUCUGGAUAAGGAUGCCUUAGAUUCUCUCUGCAGGAGAUUAAGUACCUUAAACAAGUCUGUGGAGAUGAAGCUGGAGUUGAGUCGCUCCAAAAGAAGGAGAGAUGAAGAGGAGGAAGAAGACCUCUAUGCCAUCAGCCCAAAAUGGACAUUCGACAGGAAGAGCAGGCGCUGGAUCCGGGAAGACGAUGGGGAGCUACCUCACACACUGAGGGGCCCCAUUUCAAAUUUGAGGAGAUCUGGAAGCUGUGAGGCCUCUCUUUCCGACAAUGGGGAAUGCCAUGAGCUUUGCUCCACUCAUAGUUCCAGUAAUAAUGACAGCGAUGGUGGAAGCGCUCCCAACAAAACGACAGAAGAACCUGAAACAAGCCGUAGCUCCUCUAGAUGCUCAUCAAACUACAAGCCCCAAUCUCCUGACACCUCCUCCAGUAGACCUCCAUCCCCAAGCGAACACCACACUUUGAGCAGUGAAGAGUUCCUUCCUGAAAAGCCCCCAUUAAAAAAAGGCAAAGGCCUACUUCGGAAAAUGGAGAAACUAAGAUUGAGAGGGAGCACACAACAGUCACAAUCUCACAGUGGUAAAGCCAGACUUGUCAUAAGUGGACCGAUUAUCCAAGAAGGCUUUGAUGAGGAAACAUUAAAGCAUCUUCAAUGUCUAGACCUAGCAAGUAUUCAGAAUAAAACUGAAAGUCCUGCAUCUUGCUCUCCUCCCUCUGGAUCCAGUAGUACCUCAGAAAGCAGCAGCGCAGUCAGCACGCCAAGCCCCGUGACUAAAGUACGCAGCAACUGCAAACGUCCUGGUGUUCUCAAACAAGAAGUUGAACAGGAACAAAUCAACACACAGCAUUUCAACAACAAGCAAGUCAAUCCUGUCUUUAAAAUCCCUCACGGACACAAGCCAGGAACAUUCCCAACGGUGCUCUCCCACAACAAUGCCUUCUUACCUAUCGACAACACUUCAGUCAACUGGAGGACCGGAAGCUUCCAUGGAUACCGAGGCAGGCGUUGUAAAAGCAAUAGUUCCAAGGACCAGGAACAAGCUUGCAGCCCGCUGGCUUCUUCCGAUCACCGUGUCAGCUUUUACGACAAUGUCCCAGAUCCCGUGCAGAUUUUGGACGAUGAUGUCUUCUCAGCUUUGGACAGCGUAAUGGAACGCAUUUGUGACCUACAGCAGUUGGUAACCUCUUGGACGGACAAGCUGUCAGAGGACGGGGAUUCCGAUUUUUCGCACUCGGGUUCUCCAUCGCCCUCCUCUCUGACUGACAUCCACCUUGAGAUCAAAGAGCCAGAAGAGACAGAUGAAGCUGCCCUAGAGGAGAUGUACAACAAAAGCCCAGAAGCAUUUGAAUGCACUGCUCAGCCUACAGAGCAUACUGAUCGAAUUCAGAGGCCCCACUGGUCCAGUGCACAGAUGCUUUCACUGAGCAGCCCCGGAACAGGCAUAGAGGCUAAAUCAGCAGCACAUGUCUCUAUGCUGCAAAGACUCAGCCUUCUCAGACUAACAGCUCUGAUGGACAAGCACUCACCCUUCAGCAAACAAGGCUGGAACUGGACUGUGCCAAAAUUAUACCGAAAGGUUAAACCUUCAGAACAUAAGAGCAGAAAAGUGUUUGAGGUGCCUUUGCUACAGAGUGUCCAGCAGUCGGGGAAGCCUUUGCCACCGAGCAUUUUGAGAGCAAUGGAGUUCUUAAGGACCAAGUGCUUAGAUCAGGUUGGGCUCUUUCGAAAGUCUGGGGUCAAGUCCCGCAUUCAGAAUUUAAGGGACAUGGUGGAAGCUGACCCAGAUGGCGUGUCCUUUGAAAAUCAGUCUGCUUUUGAUGUGGCAGACAUGGUGAAGCAAUAUUUCAGAGACCUGCCUGAACCCAUCUUUUCCAGCAAACUGUGCGAAAGCUUCCUGCACAUCUACCAAUACUUUCCCAAAGAUCAACAGUUUGUGGGGGUCCAAGCAGCCAUCUACCUCCUGCCUGAUGAGAACAGGGAGGCUCUUCAAAGCCUUCUGCUCUUCCUCCAAGAGGUGGUCGCCUGCGUGGAGGAAAACCAAAUGACCCCUACCAACAUCGCUGUGUGUUUGGCACCCUCCCUGUUCCAUCUCAACUCUUUUAAAAGAGACAGAACCAGCAUGAGGUCUAGACAACGGAAAUACAGCCUGGGAAGGCCAGACCAGAGGGAUCUAAGUGAGAAUCUGGCUGCAACACAGGGACUGUCACAUAUGGUUACUGAAUGCUCUCGCCUUUUCCAGAUACCGAAAUACUGGGAAACCCAUGGAGCAGGCAGCUUUAAAGAGGAUUCACAACAAAACGAUGCAGUCCCGAGUUCUGUAUCCCGCUCUGGAGAAAAUGAACUUCCAGACCGAGCCAGGCUAUUUCUACUCACUCAAAAACUCCUGAGAGAGGCCAGAGAUAAGUCUAAAGGCUGGACAUCCUGCUUAAGCUCGGACCAUGUGGAUGUGGCAGUUAAAAAGGUGGAUGAUGGCUACCCUCUGCGGCUGUGGAGAGGAACAACUGAAGUGGACGCUCCGCAGCAGGAGGUUUUCCAGCGCAUUUUAAGAGAACAGAGUCAGUGGCAAAGAGACCUGACGCACAGCGAAGUGGUGGAGACUCUGGAUAAGGAUGUGGAGGUGUAUCAUUAUACACUGCAGGCUGCUGGAGCCAGACCACCACUGCAGCAUGUGCUGUUAAGGACAUGGCAGUUGGACAGUUCCACUGGGCCCAUGUUUGUGUCGUCUACUUCUGUCCAACACACCGCUGUGGCUGUGAGAGGAGUCCAGGCACAAGUUUUCUGCAGCUUCUUUUUAAUCGAACCGCUGGGGUCAAAAAAGUCACGAGUCACACACCUCUGCCGGACAGACACAAGAGGCCGAACUCCAGAAUGGCAUCAUAAAGUAGAAGGACAUCUGGUUUCAUCAGUGCUGAUGGCAAUAAGAGACUCUUUUAGACACAAAACAAAAGACUCCAAAGCACAGUGAAGACUCCAAAGAGAAACAGAAUACAACCUGGACAACUUUUAAAAAUCCCCAAACAUCACCUCAAACAAAAAAAAGGAGAAAAAUGAGUGCUCAAACUCCAAAAAUCUGAGACCAUGAAGCAAAGUUCAAGUACCUCAGAGUUAUACGGGACUAUUUUAAUGCAAGGACCAUUCAGC